Naumovozyma castellii is the source of this 1263-nucleotide messenger RNA. It is a transcript of the gene ARP6, whose product is annotated as Arp6p. Bases 1 to 1263 code for a protein of 420 amino acids. Lineage: Eukaryota; Fungi; Ascomycota; Saccharomycetes; Saccharomycetales; Saccharomycetaceae. The record is from RefSeq and is a predicted model, not a curated record. The transcript has a single exon.
AUGGAGUCGUCACCAAUAGCCAUAGACAAUGGUUCAUAUGAGAUCAAAUUCGGUACAACUGAUCUUUCCUCUCCUUACAGGGCCAUCAAUGCCUUUGCGAUAGACAAGUAUCAUACAACUUAUCUUUCUAAUCAAAUUAAGAAUAUCAAAGAUAUUACGUCAGUUACUUUUCGAAGGCCUCAUGAGUUGGGACAAUUGACAUCGUGGGAAUUAGAGAGUUCCAUUUGGGAUUAUGCCCUUUUUAACCCAGAUGAGUUUCCUGGGUUCGAUUUAAAUGAUUUGAAAGGGAAACACCUUAUUGCAAGUGAAACUUGUAUGACGUUGCCCGAAUUAAGCAAGAACAUGGACCAAGUUGUCUUUGAAGAAUAUGAAUUCGAUAGUUAUUACAAGAGCUCCAUUGCAGGAUUUAUUCAGUUUGCUGACGACAAGAAUACCAAAAUAAUAUCGGGGAAAACUGAGGAGGACAUCAGUUUAGACAGUGUGAACCAAGUGAGAGAAAAAGAAUAUAAUGAUUAUCAGCUUGUCAUCGACUCAGGCUUUAAUUGCACAUGGAUAAUACCUGUUAUUAAAGGUGUCCCUUACUAUAAGGCAGUUAAGAAGCUUGAUAUCGGUGGAAGAUUUUUAGAUGGGUUGUUGAAGGAGACAUUAUCAUUUAGACAUUAUGAUGUUAUGGAUGAAACGAUUCUGGUGAACAAUAUAAAGGAGAACUGUCUGUUUGUUAGCCCGACAUCAUAUUUUGAUUCUUUUAAGAACAAAAACGAGACUGCGGUUGAGUACGUGUUACCCAAUUUUCAAACAACAUUCUUAGGUCAUGUUCGAGAUAAAACUAAACCUCUUCCGGAAAAUACUCAGACAAUAAAGCUAUAUGAUGAAUUGUUUUCUGUGCCAGAGACAUUUUUCCACCCGGAAAUUGCAAGAAUAUUAAAACCUGGGCUGGUUGAAACAAUCUUGGAAAGUUUAUCCAUGGUUCCAGAACUAUUAAGACCCUUACUUGUGGGGAACCUAGUUUGCACGGGAGGUAAUUUUAACUUGCCUCAUUUUGCCACUAGGUUAACGUCAGAAUUACAGAGACAACUGCCGACAGAUUGGAUAUGUAGAACUUCUGUCCCCACUAAGGAGUGUGAAUUAUUUGGAUGGAAAGCCAUGGCUCAAUUUGCCAGUACAGAGUCGUACAGAAAAACAAGAGUGACUAGAGAGGAGUACUAUGAACAUGGUACUGAUUGGCUAACGAAGAAUAGAUUUGGCUACCAGAAUUGGAUAUAA